This is a messenger RNA of Anthonomus grandis grandis, 660 nucleotides long. Its product is annotated as piggyBac transposable element-derived protein 4-like. The record is from RefSeq and is a predicted model, not a curated record. The transcript has a single exon. Lineage: Eukaryota; Metazoa; Arthropoda; Insecta; Coleoptera; Curculionidae. Bases 1 to 660 code for a protein of 219 amino acids.
AUGCCAAGUGAGUACCAAGCCAUAGACGGAUCUAUGAUACGAUUCAAAGGAAGAAGCAGCAUUCGACAACACAUGCCGAUGAAACCGAUCAAGAGGGGAUACAAGGUAUGGGUAAGAAGUGACGAAACAAGAUUUAUGUCGCAAUUUCAAAUUUAUACGGGUAAAGUUUCAAAUCUUACUGAAAAAUCCUUAGGUGCCAGGGUUAUAAAGGGUUAUAAAGGUUUUUUUAACUCGGUUGAACUGCAAAACAGUUUACUGUUGGAAGGCAUUUAUGCAUGUGGAACCGCCAGAAAAAAUAGAAAAAAUAUGCCAAACGACUUGCGUGACGAUAAGCAUUUGAAAAGAGGAGAAUCGGACUAUCGGGUAUCUACAGGAGGAAUCGGGUAUCUACGGGUAGCCUUGAAGUGGAUGGAUAGAAAAAGCGUUCUUUUUAUUUCACAUUUUCACUAUCCUGCCAACCUGGAAACUGCCUCCAGAAGAAAAAAAGACGGCUCUAAAGAAGAUGUAGAAUGCCCAUCACUUGUUAACGAUUAUAACCAGCACAUGGGGUACGUCGACAAGUUUGACAUGUUAAAGUCACUGUAUGAAAUAGAUAGGAAGUCACGAAAAUGGUGGCACCGAUUUUUUUUUUUGGUACUUUGUGGAUGCUACAGUCAUUAA